This is a messenger RNA of Daldinia caldariorum, 1434 nucleotides long. RefSeq names its product pyrimidine 5-nucleotidase. Gene Ontology annotation, biological process: pyrimidine nucleobase metabolic process; nucleotide catabolic process. The transcript has 4 exons. NCBI's taxonomy places the organism in Eukaryota, Fungi, Ascomycota, Sordariomycetes, Xylariales, Hypoxylaceae. Bases 561 to 1283 code for a protein of 240 amino acids. The record is from RefSeq and is a predicted model, not a curated record. Gene Ontology annotation, molecular function: nucleotidase activity.
GGCUUGUAGUGUAAAAGAGAAUACGGUUUGGUUUACGUCAAACCUAUCACAUUUUGAUUACCUCACUCGCUAAGAUGUCUACAGUAAAGCUCGUAAAACAAUGCUAGGUAACUACGCUUAUACAUUUGUAGUUACAUACCUAACUUUUAAUGUAUGCAUCUUCGUCUUGCCGGUGACUCAAAAUAAAAUCGUAGAGUUCUCAUAAAGUGGCCGAUAUGUUGAGAAUAUCUUCAUUAGUAUAGUUCUUCGGCGUAAGUCACUAUAUUAAUAAGAGUAGUAAUUAGUAUAUAAACACCUAAGAUUCGUCUUAAGUCUUGAGUCGUGAUGAUGCCUUAUUAACUUCUCUUCUACCUUACUUCCUAAAACUUCUACAAACUUCCCCUCUCAACCACAUCAACCGUUCAAACAAGGUCAACAACAUCUAAGUGUCUCAAGUCUUAACAGCUUGUUUUUAAAAUUAUAGAGGUUUACAAGAGAAAACACAAUCCAUAUAAGAAACUCUCAUAACCCAAUUCUCUAAUACCUACCUACCUACUAUUCCUAUAAGUCAUAAGAGGACCAUGGCAUCACCAAUAACACAGCCCAACGGGGAAACCUCCUCGAGGCCCGUAUUAUUCUUCGACAUAGACAACUGUCUCUAUCCUAGAAGCGCCAAAGUCCACGAUCUCAUGGCAGACCUGAUAGACAAAUACUUCGCGACGCAUCUGGGCCUCUCGGAAGAAGAAGCGACCAAGCUGCAUACGGAGUACUACAAGAACUACGGUCUCGCCAUCGAGGGUCUGGUACGGCACCACCAGAUCGACCCCCUAGACUACAACGCCAAGGUCGACGACGCCUUGCCUCUCCAGGACAUCAUUAAGCCGAACCCGCAGCUGCGGAAACUGCUCGAGGACAUCGACAAGUCGAAAGUGAAGCUGUGGCUUCUCACCAACGCGUACGUCACCCACGGCAGGAGAGUAGUCAGGCUUCUGGGCAUAGAAGACCUGUUCGAGGGCCUUACGUACUGCGACUACUCCCAAAUCCCCAUCGUCUGCAAACCCCACCAGGACAUGUUUGCCAAGGCGAUGAAGGAGGCUGGAGUCGACCGAGUCGAAGACUGCUAUUUUGUUGACGACUCAUUCGCCAACGCGGAAGGCGCGCAAAAACUAGGCUGGACAUCAGCCCACCUCGUCGAGGAAGGGUUACCAGUUCCCGCAUCCCCGGCAUCCAAGUACCAGAUUCGGCACCUGGAAGAGCUGCGGCGGAUAUUCCCGCAGUUCUUCAAGUCGGAAAUUCAGACAUAGACAGGCAUAAAUAAAUAGACAUAAUCACGAUGCUCGCAUGUGGCAUAUAGAUAACAUGGACCGAGGCGUUUUUGGGUAUAUUACCAGAAGAGGGAUGAUAGAGUUCAACUUUACGCAAAGUCAUAGUUAUUUAUAUUCUAGGUAGUCCGGA